AUGGAUGAUUAUGUAGGGGAAGAUGUGUACAAGAAUCGUGUUUGUAUAUUGACUACUGCUCAACAAAUAAUCUCUGAUACGGUGAAGGUUAGGGUGGAUGGUAAAUUGUUUAAUAUCAGAAUUAAAGAAGCCCCGGGGUGCACUCCUUCUUUUGUUUCAGAUACUCCGAAAUCUGAUCCUGAAGGUUGUGAAGAGAGGAAUGUUUUGGACGGUAAUGAUAAUGAUACUGGGACUAAUUCUUCAACUGGUAAUGCUGAAGAAUCGUUGGAUCCGUUUGGUAUAUAUGAAACAAUGGAAAGAAUGAAGGCGGAGGAGAGAAGAAAUAAAAUAUCAACAGGUUAUCAUGGUUGGGGUAAAUCUAAAAAGCAUAUGAAUGACGCUCAAGAAUUGGAAGGGCAAAAUGGGAAUAAAUCUGCUCGGUGA
Molecule: messenger RNA, 423 nt
Organism: Lactuca saligna
Lineage: Eukaryota; Viridiplantae; Streptophyta; Magnoliopsida; Asterales; Asteraceae
Source: the annotation of a GenBank genome assembly